Molecule: messenger RNA, 1032 nt
Organism: Microthlaspi erraticum
Lineage: Eukaryota; Viridiplantae; Streptophyta; Magnoliopsida; Brassicales; Brassicaceae
Source: the annotation of a GenBank genome assembly
AUGAACUGCCUCUCUCAUGCGCGUUUAUACAUUUCCUUGGGGCUUCUCAAGAGAUCAAGCUAUGUCACUUCCCAGAUUCCGUGGAAUCAGUGCUUCUUCUCAAACCCCUGUUUAAAGCCUUCAGCUGCGACUGCGAUUGCACUUGGACUCUCUAGCGUUCACUGCUAUUCCUCGAGAUCAAAGCCUGCUAAAUCAAGAACGUCAACAACCGCUGUUCCCGUUGCGGAUAAAGAGAAGGACGCCUUUUUCGUUGUUCGGAAAGGUGACGUUAUUGGCAUCUACAAGGAUUUGAAUGAUUGCCAGUCUCAAGUUGGAUCAUCGGUGUUUGAUCCUCCGGUGAGUGUUUAUAAAGGUUACUCGUUGCCUAAAGACGCUGAGGAUUAUCUUUCUUCUGUUGGGUUGAAGAAACCACUCUACAGUUUUAAAGCAUCGGAUUUGAAAGACAACAUGUUUGGCGCUCUCACACCUUGUCCUUUCCAGGAGCCAACUUCUUCUAAAGUCAUAGUAUCUGAAGAAGAGGACACCUCAGAGAUGAUGUCAAAAGAUAUUACUUCAGCUUCCACAUCAGUGGCAAAGCUCAAUGAGCUGGAGUUAUCUACGGAUACUUCAGACGAAACUUGCAUUAUUGAGUUUGACGGUGCAUCAAAGGGAAACCCCGGUCUCUCUGGUGCGGCGGCUGUACUGAAAACGCCGGAAGGAAACUUGAUUUGUAGAGUGCGUCAAGGUUUGGGAGUUGCCACAAACAAUGCAGCAGAAUAUCAUGGAUUAAUCAUAGGACUGAGGCAUGCUAUUGAGAAAGGUUACAAGAACAUUAAAGUGAAAGGUGACUCCAAGCUCGUCUGUAUGCAGAUUAAAGGUCAAUGGAAUGUAAACCACGAGGGACUCGCGAAGCUGCACAAGGAAGCAAAAGAACUUAGCAGCAAAUGUGACUCUUUCAGUAUCAGUCAUGUACUUAGGAAUCGGAACGCUGAUGCGGAUGAACAAGCAAACUUGGCUGUUCGACUUUCUGAAGGACAAGUUGAAGUGGCGUGA